Messenger RNA from Phragmites australis (common reed), 2032 nucleotides. RefSeq names its product cell number regulator 13-like. The record is from RefSeq and is a predicted model, not a curated record. Bases 674 to 1930 code for a protein of 418 amino acids. NCBI's taxonomy places the organism in Eukaryota, Viridiplantae, Streptophyta, Magnoliopsida, Poales, Poaceae. Gene Ontology annotation, biological process: cell surface receptor signaling pathway. The transcript has 8 exons.
ACUCGUAGUCCUACACAAGGACCCAAAGCUGCACGAGUAGCGCGGACUCCGAGGCAUGGGGAUGAUGGUGAGCGGUGAGCUAGCUGUGUUGGUCAGUGGAGUGAGCCGGUGAGUGAGCCAGUCCAAGACGAGUUCUAGCAGUAACCGAAGCACCCGAGAGGAGGGGAGGACUGAACCGCGCAGCACCUCCUCGCCUCAUCCGCUCCACGCCUCUCCCUUCCACGUGCAGGCAUUGCCUGCUCUCCACUCCAGUCCUCGGUAGGGGGAGGCUCAGGCGCAGAGGCGCUCGCUCCCCAAUUCCAUCUCCGAUUCUGCCACUCCGUUGCAGUGGCGGGGGAGGAGGAGCCCACGACAGGCAAGAAGAGGGGAGAAAAGGGUACGGCAAAUUGGCAAUAGUAAGGUGAGGAAGGCGGUCAGGAGUAACAGGGAGUUCUGCUGCUGUAAUCUCGCAGAUCUUCCCCGCUGCGCUCUGUUUCGCUGGAAUCCAGAGUCGAAAGCGAGGUUCUUGCAAAGGCUUUGGACCCAUGGCCGAGGGGGAGAAAGAUCGUGAUGGGUAAAAUUGGCUGGGUGUCUCUGAUCUUCGCUUUGCAAGCGAAUUAAUCCAGGCGCAUUCCGUUCGUUCCACCGGCUAGCCAAGGAACCGAGUGAUUCGUGAGAAGAAAUCAAGAUCGCGAUGGCGUCGUGGAACACCGUGGGGGAUGUAGCCAACGUCGUGCAGCUGACAGGGCUGGACGCCGCGAAGCUCAUCUCCCUGAUCGUCAAGGCGGCGUCCACGGCGCGGAUGCACAAGCACAACUGCCGCCGGUUUGCGCAGCACCUCAAGCUCAUCGGCGGCCUGCUGGAGACGCUCCGGGUUUCGGAGCUCAGGAAGUACCCGGAGACGCGCGAGCCGCUGGAGCAGCUCGAGGACGCGCUCCGACGGGCCUACCUGCUCGUCAACUCGUGCCAGGAUCGCUCCUACCUCUACCUCCUCGCCAUGGGGUGGAACAUCGUCUACCAGUUCCGCAAGGCGCAGAACGAGAUCGACAACUACCUCCGCCUCGUCCCGCUCAUCACGCUCGUCGACAAUGCUCGCAUUCGGGAUCGGCUUGAAUACAUUGAAAGGGACCAAUGUGAGUAUUCUUUUGACGAGGAAGACAAGAAGGUGCAGGAUGCUCUGUUAAAUCCUGAGCCUUGUACGAAUUCUACGAUAGUGCUGAAGAAGACGCUGUCAUGUUCUUAUCCAAAUUUGCCUUUCAAUGAAGCCCUUCGAAAGGAAAGUGAGAAGCUCCAGGUGGAGCUUCAAAGAUCACAAAGCAACAUGGAUAUGGGCUCAUGUGAGGUUAUUCAACACCUGCUUGGAGUAACUAACACUGUGGCAAGUUCCAUUCCAGAGAAAGGUACUAAUGCUAAGGUUUCUGAAAAAAGUGAUUCAAAUUACACAGAAUUCAAUGAAGAUAGGACAAAGUCGUAUGAUGAUGACUGUCCUAAGAAGCAAAAAGAUGCCUGCAGCGCACCACGAUGUUCUUCACCAGUUUCAUAUGGCCACAAUCUUGUCUCAAGCAGAGUGUCACAAAUGGAUGAGUGGCAUGCAGAUUUACUUGGUUGCUGUUCAGAGCCAGCUUUAUGUCUGAAGACCUUGUUUUUCCCCUGUGGAACAUUUUCGAGGAUUGCUUCAGUCGCCAAGAACAGACCAAUGUCUUCGGAAGAAGCGUGCAAUGAUAUUAUGGCAUACUCCCUAAUAUUGUCCUGCUGCUGUUAUACUUGCUGUGUAAGGAGAAAGCUUCGUCAAAAGCUGAACAUUGCGGGAGGUUGCUUGGACGACUUCCUUUCACAUUUGAUGUGCUGUUGCUGUGCGCUUGUUCAAGAAUGGCGGGAAGUUGAGAUUCGUGGAGCUUACGGUGAAAAGACAAAGAUUACCCCACCACCAUGUCAAUAUAUGGAACACUGAGCGACAAUGAGGGGAGACCCGGACUUCUGUAAGAUAUUGACAAUGUAAGGAACACUGAGCAACAGUGGCAAAUUAUUAUGUUGUAUUUAUGCGUAGUUUCUA